CACUGUCAUCUCUCGGCGGCGGGAACCGACGCGCGCUUUAUUGAUCACAGACACAGCAGCCAAAGACCUAUUCUCUGCUUUUACAAGUUUGAAUUCAGGCGUAAUGUCAACGAGAUUUGGAAGUAAUUAUUGCUUGGACGAUGCCGAAGAAUCGCCCCCUUUACGUCGGCGACAUACGUUUUCAAUAUUCUCAACAUCUGACGAGAAAUCUACAUGCCAGCGAAAGCUUUCAAAGAAGAUAUCAGGAGAUGAGCAUUGGAGGAAAAUUCAUACAACAAAUGAAACGCCUGUUAUUUUUCAUUCAAGACCUCAUCGUCUUUCAUUCCGACGAUCCUUAAAACGCUUAAAAAUUCCAUUUCGAAAAACUCGAUUAAAGGAAGAAACCAAGCAAGUUCAGAAAUCCCGUACAUCUUUAUUUCGUCGGUUUUACAUAUGGGUUCAUUCCAAAUGCCGUAUAGAAAAUAGACACAAAAGUCGUAUUGAUGAAAAUUGUGCAAAUCUUCAUCGACAUGUUACCAGGACGAUUGCAGUUGAUACGCUAUCCCACGAGGAAAAUAAUCGUACUCACUGCUAUCGUUAUGAAGAAACAAUCCACUUAGAUCCCGUUGGGAAUGAUGUGAAUUAUGUGUAUAUAUGUAAUAAAUCACCAGAAAAUGCUUCAUUACACUCAAAGAAUGAAUCGGGUGAUUUAUCCCCCAUACGACCGGCUCCUUCAAAUACACUUCAUGUAUCAGCAAUACAUGUGCGAGUAAAAGACGUUUCUCCAGAAAGACAACCAUUGGGGGCUACUUCCAGCUGUCCCCCAAGGAAAAGCAGUGGUGUUGGUUGUUUAAAUAUCAACUUUUAUGGAACAUGGCCACUAACGAGAAGAAAAUUAGAUGAGAAAGAGGAAGAGUGCGAUCCUUCGUUCGAGAAACUCAUUAUUGACGCAAGAUCUGAGAAGCAUGAUCGCCUGGAGGAUUUUUCCAUCGCCCAUAAAGACUUGGAGUUUGGUGAUUGUCUACGCGUGGGAAGACACCGAACCAUAUACAGAGGGCGUUGGCAUGGAGACGUUAACAUUCACAAUUUUCAUGCUGUAUUCGAAGCUGAUGACUUCUGGAAUAAAGUCAGAAAGUUGUGCCGUAUACGUCAUGAAAAUUUGGUGCUUUUUAUGGGAGCAUGUUUAGAAGAAUGUAAUUUAGCAAUAAUUCUGAGUUGUCAAGGCGGAGUUUCCAUGUAUGAACACAUCCACAUACAACGGGAAAAAAUCUCACCGAUCUCAAAGUUACAAUACAUCCGUCAGGUGUCAUAUGGCAUGGGAUACCUACAUUCCAGAGAAAUAGUUCACAAACGAUUAACAACCCGAAAUAUUUUCUUGUGUCCUAAUGUCAGAAUCAGCGUCGUCGAUUAUGGGUUGGCUGAAGUGAAGUAUGACAGACCUGGAUAUGCCUGCUUGCCACGUGGUGAUUUGAUGUACAUUGCACCAGAAGUGCUAUGUUCAAUGUGUGUUGUCCCUCCAAUGCUUGUUUCAAGUGCACCCUACACAUUUGAGACAGAUGUGUUUGCUUAUGGAACUGUUGUCUACGAGUUGUUGACAGGCCAUUGUCCAUAUCAAGGAAAAGCUCCCGAGUUUAUUAUAUGGCAAACUUGCAAGGACAAGAAACGAGGAAUUCCAAACAAGUCUGGCAUGAAAAUUCUUGAGACCCUUUUAAGCAAGUGUUGGGCACACGAUCCAGAAAAACGACCUAGUUUUCAAGACAUAAGCAAAACAUUGUAUAGAAACGCAAAUCUACACAAGCAACACAGUGUCUCAGAACCUGACAUAUCAGUGCGCUCUGGAAAAAACAUCCUUGAUGGAUUUUUGAAAUGAAGAGAUAUGACCUUGAACAAUAUCUUUGUUAUAUGAACACGCGGCCAUUUAUUACUGUUACAUGUUAUUUUGUUUCAUUGCUUAAUUUGAGUAAGUUUCUUUUGUCCAUCAAGUGUAUUGCUAUAAUUUCGUUUAGAAAAUGUUAGUAAAUUGUAAUUUCUUUUAAAUCGUGAAAAUCUUAAUGGAUUUGUUUCAUAGCAGUAUUUCACAUACACAAUACUUACUGAAUUUCUCGUGAAGUUUAGCUUUUCCCCCUCGUAACCCGUUAUACUGUCUACAGUAAUCGAGUUUUAGUUAGGGAUUAUAUCGCAAUUAAAUACCCAAAUAAUGUUUUUGCUGAUUUACAAAAUAGACGUAUAUUUUAAAAUGAAAGGAGGCAUGCAUUUGGUUUGAGGAAUGUACAGGAUCGGCAUUUUCAAUUUCUUCAAAAAUUUUCACCAAACACAAUUAUGUUCGGAUUCGUACUACCCUUGAGCGCUUAAUGAUCUCAUAUAAGGCCACACCAAUUAAAUUUCUUGUUCUUCGGACCCCUCCCCCCC
Saccostrea echinata is the source of this 2388-nucleotide messenger RNA. RefSeq names its product kinase suppressor of Ras 1-like. Lineage: Eukaryota; Metazoa; Mollusca; Bivalvia; Ostreida; Ostreidae. Bases 104 to 1849 code for a protein of 581 amino acids. Gene Ontology annotation, molecular function: protein kinase activity; ATP binding. Gene Ontology annotation, biological process: protein phosphorylation; Ras protein signal transduction. Gene Ontology annotation, cellular component: cytoplasm. The transcript is spliced from 12 exons. The record is from RefSeq and is a predicted model, not a curated record.